ACCCUGGAAAGAUCCGGAACCGAUCAACACCGGUCCGGGAACUCAUAUUUCUCCGAAAAACCUCUUGGAUUGGAAAAUCAGUCCUAUCCACUCUUUCCCCUUUUUCCAUUGAAUUUAGACUGCAACCUGUCUAUUUGCAGGCCAUUGAUCCGAGGGACCACCAGUUCAAUGGUCAUGAUCACUCAACUAUUAUAUUGACUCAAGAUGGAAGAUACGCAUGUCCUCGGGUCUAAGAUCGUUCGAAUCCUCUAUAAAGAGAGGAUGAGUGUAGAAUGUGGCUCAGAAAACUAUAGGGAUUACAGAAAGAUGGGAUGCAUUCCAGAGGUUGGCCUGAGCUCAGGCAAGCGAUCCAUGCCAGUCAUCGGCAUGGGGACCGCAGUGUACCCGUUCACCAGAUCAGAAACCAUGAAAUUGGCAAUCCUCCAUGCGAUCCAGAUCGGCUACAAGCACUUCGACACGGCUGCUGUCUACGAUUCCGAGCAGCCACUCGGCGAAGCCAUUGCAGAAGCUCUUCAGCUUGGGCUCAUCAAUUCGCGAGAAGAGCUCUUUAUCACGUCUAAACUGUGGUGCAAUGACGCCUAUGGUGACUGCGUCCGGCCGGCCCUCGAGAAGACACUCAAGAAUCUGGGGUUAGAGUAUCUUGAUCUCUAUCUCAUUCACUGGCCUGUGAGCAUGAAGCCAGGGGAAUAUAAAUUUCCCUCGGACAAGGGAGACAUUGUCCCUAUGGAUUUCAAGUCUACAUGGGCAGCAAUGGAGGAGUGCCAGAGGGUGGGCCUUACCAGGUCCAUUGGGGUCAGCAACUUCUCCUGUAAGAAGCUAACCCAAUUGUUGUCUACUGCAGAUAUUCCUCCCGCCGUAAAUCAGGUGGAGAUGCACCCACUUUGGCAACAGAAGAAGCUGAGGGAGUUUUGUGCUGCGAAAGGAAUACAUGUUAGUGCGUACUCUCCGUUGGGUGGGAAAGGGACCCCUUGGGGAACAGGUCAGGUCAUGGACUGUACAGUACUGAAAGAUAUUGCUCAGGCCAGAGGAAAGACUGUUGCUCAGGUUUCCUUGAGGUGGGUAUAUGAGCAAGGUGUGAGCAUGCUAGUUAAGAGCUUCAACAAGGAGAGGUUGAAUGAGAACCUUCAAAUCUUGGAUUGGUCACUGAGCAAGGAAGAGCUGCAUCUGAUUGGUCAGAUUCCACAGCGAAGAGGAUAUCCAGCCAUGGAGUUUGUCUCGGAUGGUGGCCCAUACAAAACUGUGGAAGAGUUUUGGGAUGAUGAGAUAUGAUGAGGAAUGCGGCCAAUUGCACUCACGUG
Molecule: messenger RNA, 1298 nt
Organism: Magnolia sinica
Lineage: Eukaryota; Viridiplantae; Streptophyta; Magnoliopsida; Magnoliales; Magnoliaceae
Product: non-functional NADPH-dependent codeinone reductase 2-like
Exons: 4
Coding region: 205-1269 (354 amino acids)
Cellular component (GO): cytosol
Molecular function (GO): aldose reductase (NADPH) activity
Source: RefSeq, a predicted model, not a curated record